Rubroshorea leprosula is the source of this 1059-nucleotide messenger RNA. The record is from the annotation of a GenBank genome assembly. NCBI's taxonomy places the organism in Eukaryota, Viridiplantae, Streptophyta, Magnoliopsida, Malvales, Dipterocarpaceae.
CCAUGGUCCCUGCAGAAUCCCUCGUCUCAGAAACAGCUUCUCCUCCUCCUCCUCCAAAUACUCAUCUUCAGGUAAGCAUCAAAUACUUGUCUUUGAGCUUAAUUUUUCAUUUUAAUUCUCGGUUUUAGUUGUUUUGUUAAUCUGUUUCUUAAUCUUAUCUGGGUGAAGAUGCUAAUUAGAUUAUUUUUCCAGUUUUUUUUUUUUUUUCCUGUUAAAAAUAUAUAUAUUACCAAGAUAGCAAAAGCAGAUAGUAACUGAGAGGAAACAAGAUGAAUAAAAAUGAGAUAUUCAAGCUGGCAAAGGGGUUCAGGGGAAGGGCAAAGAAUUGCAUAAAGAUAGCAAGAGAAAGGGUUGAAAAGGCCUUGCAGUAUUCCUACAGAGAUCGUCGCAACAAGAAGCGUGACAUGCGCGCCCUUUGGAUCCCGCGCAUCAAUGCUGGCACCUGCCAACAUGGGGUUAACUACGGCAACUUUAUGCAUGGACUGAUGAAGGAGAACAUCCAACUGAACAGGAAAGUUCUGUCCGAACUGUCUAUGCAUGAACCUUAUAGUUUCAAGGCUCUAGUAAACAUUUCUCGCAAUGCCUUCCCUGGGAACAAGAAUGUUGUGCUUCCUACCAGAAAGGUGGAUGUAUCACUUAAUGUUUAGUUGCAAUGUGCUUAUUUUGGAUGUCACUAAAAAAUAAUUAUUUUAAAACUUGUCUGAAAUCUCCCAAGAAAUAGAGAGUUACAGUAUUUUUCGGAUCAUUGCUUUCCUGAGCAAAAUUUGGGACCCUGAUGGAGGGUUAUCAGCUUCUUGUUCAUCAUCCUGUUGCUCUCGUUAUGGAAUCAGUUUCAUCUAACAGGGCAGCCCUUCUAUAGGGGCUCCAGAUCACUGAGGAAACAGUAGUGUCUGUUAUCUGCGUAAACUGAUAACUAGUACUAUAGUUGUACAAUUUCCAGUGUGAAUGGUUACUUUCUAAUGCCCUUCCCCUCAAGUAUCUUGUAAUAGAUGUUUACAUGGCCACUAUUGUUACAUACAUGGUUGCAUUUGGGCCAGUAAAUACACAAGCGGCUUAGUA